This is a messenger RNA of Vitrella brassicaformis, 1009 nucleotides long. The record is from the annotation of a GenBank genome assembly. NCBI's taxonomy places the organism in Eukaryota, Vitrellaceae.
AUGGGUACGCGCGUAUGUGUGUGGAUGGGGGAGGGGGCGGGAGCAGACAGCCGCAGAGACCGCCGUCAGGUCGAUCUUUCAUGUGCCGUGUGUGUGUCAGGGGUGUCUGCCCUCACUUGCUGUUGCCGACGAUGGCAACCGCAGCAGACGCAUCGAUUCUUCCAUCUAUUUGUGCGAACGAAGAGCAUCAACUCUGGUCAUUGGUGCCGGAGUGGAUAGGGCUGGUGUCGGGGAGUGAAAAGCACGCUAAUCCAUUCCUCCCACUCCAUGUGCAUCUGUUCAUGAUGACGAUGGAUUCAUAUCUGGCGCUCGUGGUGUUUGCAGCAUGUCUGCUGACGUUUGCCCAUCGUUGCUCAUGCGACACGCUGGCCUUUCACCCUCCUGCGUCGAGCGCUGCCGACUUCGCCAAAUCAUCCGCAUCCUUGCUGAGCGCAAGACGCAUACACAGCAAGGUACGGCACGUGUAUCUACACGGCCUGCAUAUAUGUGCACACGCCCUGCACUGCCAGACACUCCGCAGAGAACGUGUCGUGUUUCCUCAUCUUUUUGUUCCUGCAGAUCGAUGCCAGCAGCAAGCCUCAGGCCAGCGGUGACUCACUCGGUGAGCUCCUAAAGGAUGGCAUCCACGAUUCUAUGCCAUUCAUGGACCGACAUCCGUGACGGCAUGACGACAUGGCGUGUUGUCCUGUCUCAACUCCCGCAGAUGAGUGGGAUGCCCGAUUUGACCGGCUGUUGGAGAAGAAGGAAGGCUACGCUGUCGGCAGGGGCAUCAAGAGGCUCUCUUUCGGUCUCAGCUGGGAGUGGAACAGAGGAAGGGAGAUAGAUGUCGACGUACAAUGCCUGGUAGGUUGGACUGUGCACGCACUGGUGCAUGAUGAAAGUUGCCUCCAUCUUUCUCGCUUGGCGUGUGUAGGCGGUGGACGCGUCAGGGCGCAUUAUCGACGCCUGCUAUUACAACAACAUGAACGCAAGCAAGAAAUGGAGGGCCGAAUCUCAGUUCAUUUCAUGA